Molecule: messenger RNA, 744 nt
Organism: Impatiens glandulifera
Lineage: Eukaryota; Viridiplantae; Streptophyta; Magnoliopsida; Ericales; Balsaminaceae
Product: putative F-box protein At1g67623
Exons: 3
Coding region: 1-744 (247 amino acids)
Molecular function (GO): protein binding
Source: RefSeq, a predicted model, not a curated record
AUGAAUAAUAUAUCUCUCAAUCUGAUGGAAAAUUCAACAAUCGCAAAUGAAGGGGAUAUCUACAAUAGAGAAGCAAUUAAGGCCAACGUUCUUUCCCUCCCAAAUGAUUUGGUGAUCAACAUCUUAGCUUCAUUGUCGAAAUCCUCUCAUUCCGAUCUUCUUAGCGCCAAAUCUGUCUGUAAGGCUCUCAAGGAAUUAAGCGACAAUGAUUUUAUAUAUCAAAUAAUGUCUUUAAAAGGUAUAGAGUUAGUUCCGUGGAACAAAGAUAAACAACAACUCCUAUUAUUGGAACGAUGUAUACAAUGUCAUAAUUCAGAAGCCUUUUACAGACAAGGAAUGGUGAACUAUUUUAGUGACAAAGGAACUCAAUAUGGAUUGGAAUAUUUACAAAAGGCGGCAAAUUAUGGACAUUUAGGAGCACUCUAUGUAACUGGAAUUAUCUCUCUUUUUGGAGAUAACGAAUCAAAUAAAAAAGGGAUUGAGAUUCUAAACCAAAAUGUUCUUAAAGGAAUAUUAUGGAAGUGUCGUAAAGAGAUGAUUCUUUUCAUAUUCAGGUUGUGGAUCAAUAUCCCAACCAUUAUGAAUAAAGUUGUGGUUUGUUGUUUAAAUCACGAGUACACCUAUCAAAAGAAAUGGAGAUUUACAUGGCCAGUUGACGAUGGUGAUGAUAACGUAGAAUGUAAGGCAUGCAAAUGCGAUAGGGAGCUUGAUUAUUUAAUGCCUUCUCUUGGAAUUGAUCGUUGA